GAGACUGGAAGCUGCUAUUCAAAGCUGUUGAAUAUUGUAAGAUCAACGAAGACAGCACGGGGUUGAAUGCUUGGUGAUUAGUUCUCCUCCUACAUAGCCCUCUGCGUUACCUCCGGAUUAGACACAGAGCUGACUGCCGUGGUAGUUUCCCUGCCUGAGGAGUGAUGUUCUCAAACAAUGAUGAAGCUGUGAUCAACAAAAAACUUCCAAAAGAGCUGCUGCUUCGAAUUUUCUCUUUCCUGGAUGUGGUCACUCUGUGUCGUUGUGCUCAAGUUUCCAGGGCAUGGAAUGUUCUGGCCCUGGAUGGCAGUAACUGGCAGCGAAUUGACCUGUUUGAUUUCCAGACGGAUAUUGAGGGCCGAGUAGUUGAAAAUAUAUCUAAAAGAUGUGGGGGUUUCUUGCGGAAGCUAAGCCUGCGUGGCUGCCUAGGAGUGGGAGACAAUGCAUUAAGGACAUUUGCACAGAACUGCAGAAAUAUUGAAUUAUUGAACCUAAAUGGCUGUACCAAGAUCACAGAUGCUACGUGUACCAGCCUCAGUAAGUUCUGCUCUAAACUCAGGCACCUUGAUUUGGCUUCCUGCACUUCCAUAACCAACCUGUCCCUGAAGGCACUGAGCGAGGGAUGCCCACUGCUGGAACAGCUAAAUAUCUCCUGGUGCGACCAAGUGACCAAGGAUGGCAUCCAGGCUCUGGUGAGAGGCUGUGGUGGACUCAAAGCCUUGUUUCUGAAAGGCUGCACGCAGCUCGAGGAUGAAGCUCUGAAAUACAUUGGUGCACAUUGUCCCGAGCUGGUGACUUUAAACCUUCAAACAUGCUCACAAAUAACAGAUGAUGGUCUCAUUACAAUAUGCAGAGGAUGCCACAAGUUACAAUCCUUGUGUGCUUCAGGCUGCUGUAACAUCACAGAUGCCAUCCUGAAUGCCCUGGGACAGAACUGCCCACGGCUUAGAAUAUUAGAAGUUGCAAGGUGUUCUCAACUAACAGAUGUGGGCUUUACCACUCUAGCUAGGAACUGCCACGAGCUUGAAAAAAUGGACCUGGAAGAGUGCGUCCAGAUAACAGACGGUACACUAAUCCAGCUUUCCAUACACUGUCCACGGCUUCAGGUUCUGAGUUUGUCCCACUGCGAGCUGAUCACGGACGAUGGGAUUCGUCACUUGGGAAACGGCGCCUGCGCACACGACCGCCUGGAGGUGAUUGAGCUGGAUAACUGCCCUUUGAUCACAGACGCCUCCCUGGAGCACCUGAAAAGCUGCCACAGCUUGGAGAGGAUAGAACUGUACGACUGUCAGCAAAUCACUCGGGCAGGGAUCAAGAGACUCAGGACCCAUUUGCCCAAUAUUAAAGUCCAUGCCUACUUCGCGCCUGUGACUCCACCUCCUUCAGUCGGGGGCAGCAGACAACGCUUCUGCAGAUGUUGCAUCAUCCUAUGACACUGGAAGUGCUCAUCCUUGUAAACUGAGUAAUUACACUUGGCGGAAUUUACGGUGGACACCAGUAUCUUCAAGGAAAAGCGAUACCAGUGUCAUUUGCAAGGGCCAGUGAGCAGGGCUGUGGUGCCAGGCCCCUGUAGCCACCCAUACGCAUACAUAUACACACCCCACCCGUUCCAGCAAGCUGAUGAAUUCUGCAGUAUGGGAGCUGGAGCUGUGUUGGCGUUUUCUGUAGGUGGAUUGGUAUAAUUCUGAACCAUUCCUACUGGGCAUGCUCAGAUGAAAUCAUUGCGGUGAGGAGGGGAGGGUUUUUGCCAACCCAGAAUGACUCUGGCUGCUGUUGAGGUUGGAAUAGUAAGUGAAAUCCUUUGAGAGGGGGAGAGGAAAGGAGCGUGCUUUAACCCUGCAUCUGUUGUCCAGAAGGAGGGGAAAAAAAAAAA
Molecule: messenger RNA, 1873 nt
Organism: Egretta garzetta (little egret)
Lineage: Eukaryota; Metazoa; Chordata; Aves; Pelecaniformes; Ardeidae
Gene: FBXL20
Product: F-box and leucine rich repeat protein 20
Exons: 15
Coding region: 165-1433 (422 amino acids)
Molecular function (GO): protein binding
Source: RefSeq, a predicted model, not a curated record